AUGGCAAACAUUUUCUUUUAUUUCAGAUGGUUGUAUUUGGAGCCAAUUCUUUCUAACGAUGAUGGAGAAUUGGGUGUUAAGUUUCGGAAAGUAGAUAACGGUUUUAGGCAAGUUACACGUGUUUUAGAAUCAGAUCCUAGAUUAUCUGCACUCUUACAGUCAUCGAGACUUCAGCCGAUGCUUGACUCCAUAUCCGAUCAACUUCUAGCUUGCCAGUCAGCUCUUAACCAGUACAUUGAUGAGAAAAGAUCAAUAUUUCCCAGGCUCUACUUCCUCAGUGACGACGAUUUGCUAGAAUUACUGGGCCAAGCACGAGGUGGUGCUGAUGGCAGGGAUGCGGUUAUACAAAGUCAUCUCAAGAAACUAUUCCCAGGAAUUAUAGGAGCGCGCCUUGGACCGGGCGAUAUGUCUAUUACGGCACUUUGUAGUCAUUUCGAAGAAACAUUACAAUUGGAGCAUCCUGUCGACAUCGAUUGCCCUGUUGAGGUAUGGCUCAAGAAUCUAGAAAUUGAGAUGCGUUCGUCACUUAAAAACAUGACGCUAAAAUGCAUAGUAACAAAUUCGCUGCAAGAGCAGGAUCCAUUUUCGUUGCCCACGCAAAUUCUCUGCCUAGCACAAAACAUACGCUUUACAGAGCAAGCUGACAAGGCUAUAACGUCUAAAGAACUUCAUAAGUUAAAGGCUAAUGUUGAAAAGGAGAAGUCGUACUAUGCCUCAGCUGAAAUAGACGAUGAAGGUGAACGACGGAAACGGCAGGCGCUCAUAUUGCAAUGCGCUCAUUAUUUGUCGGUCAUCAAGAUUUUGAUAGACAAUAACAUCGUGUCCACUGGCGACUGGCUGUGGCAAAAACAAUUAAGAUUUUAUUUACUCAGCAACAAAGAAGUGGUCGCUAAAAUGGGGCUAGCUCAAAUAUCAUAUUCGUACGAGUACCUGGGGAUCAACACGGGACAGUUUGUGCGCACCGAACUAGCUGACGAUUGCUUCUUCAUUUUAACACAGGCUCUUCAUCUCGGUUUCGUGGGCAAUCCAUUUGGACCGGCAGGAACUGGCAAAACGGAAUCUGUAAAAGCACUCGGAGGAUUAGUGGGUCGACUAGUUCUAAUCUUCAACUGUGAUGAGGCAAUGGACUCCGAAUGUAUGGGACGCUUAUUAAGCGGUAUAGCACUUUGUGGUGCUUGGGGUUGCUUUGAUGAAUUUAAUCGUCUAACAGCGCAUACUCUGUCGGUUGUCUCGCAUCAGUUCGCCUCACUACUUGCGGCCAUUGCCGACCGAACCCCUGGCACAGAGCCUACUGCAGUUCUCAAUGGAAAACAUAUCACAGUAUCCGAGUGGUGUGGAGUAGCAGCUACGCUGAACCCUGCAGGGCGCGGGUACGGCGGGCGGCGCGAGCUGCCGGCCGCGCUGCAGCGCCUCCUGCGGCCCAUCGCGAUGCUGCAGCCACCACAUACUGAAGUGGCUGCUCAUUUACUAGCAGCCAACUGUGUUCCUGAUUCACAAAUAUUGGCUACGGACCUGAAUAAUGUUUUCACACUUGCGAGCUCGCUGCUGAGCUCGCAGCGCCACUACGACUGGGGCCUGCGCGCCUUGAAGGCCGCAGUGGGCAGCUGCGCGAGCGCGCUCGAGCCGCGCGCCGCCGCCGCCUUUGACUUGCGCCGGCGCCGCUCCGCAGCCAGGCACGUGCUCACGCUCAACAAUAUGUCCAAGCUUACACGCCAUGACGCACUCAGGUUCGAAAAUAUAUUAUCGCUAGUGUUUAACGACGUGCCAGUAGAGGAAUCAAGUUCAGACUCGAUCAAUGCUUCUCUUGAAGCUAUCGUGGACAGUCUCAAGCUUGUACAGAACAAAUUACAGAUACAAAAAUGUAUGGAGUUAUAUGAACAACUUCAACAACGUAUGGGAGUGGUAAUCGUUGGACCACCAGGAUCAGGAAAGACCACCAUUAGGCGCUUACUGAAAUCCGCUUUAGCCCACCAAGGCAAGAACGUGGUGGAGUAUAUAAUAUGCCCGAAGGCGAUGAGUCGCGACUGGCUGCUCGGCAACAUCGACCACGAUACUCGGCAAUGGACCGAUGGCGUGAUAUCUUCCACGGCGCUCGAAAUAUCUAAUCAACCAUCCGAUGUUUGGUCAUGGGUGGUGUGCGAUGGUGACAUCGACCCCGAAUGGAUAGAAGCACUAAACUCUGUGUUGGACGAUAACCGUUUACUCACCUUACCGUCUGGCUGGCGCAUACAGUUCGGUACUAACGUCAAUUUUCUGUUCGAAACUCAUAGCUUGGAACACGCUUCGCCUGCCACGGUAUCACGGAUGGGAAUUAUACUACUCAGUGAUGACGUCAGCUGUGACCUAGAUGUUCUAUCAAAUUGGAUGCAAAGGGCUGACUUCGAGAACGAAGAUGCAAAAAUGGCGAUGCCUCUAUUACAGCAAGCUGUGAAAAAAUGUCUCCAUUGGCUCUCUGAACACAGACCCGAACUUACGACGAAGAUAUACAAUAUUAACGUGGUAAACAAAAUUUUAACACAAUUCGAAUACAUAGCUCAAGACACCACUCGAUUCACGGCAGAAGAAAUGGUGUGCCUUGCGAUAGAACGAAGCGUUGUCGAUAUAUUAAAAGAUAAAGGCGUCAGCAGUUUCCAGGAAGAGAUGUCAUCAAUUCUCGGCCCACCGGUUACUACAGCUGUACCCUUAAUGGAAUGGGUCUCAGACAAUUUAUUAAUGUCAAGACGUUUAAGCGCGAUAGAGCCCGUGGUGCGCGCUUGUCUUAUGUCAAAUACUGCGCAUCUGCUUAUCGUGGGUCCUGAUGCCAGCGCUAAAAAUAUUUUGGCAGAGUAUUUGGCAAGGGAGUGCAACUCAACAUUAAUAACCAUCGAUUGUACGCCAAUAUUGGAGCCAGCUCAUAUUAUUGCUGAAUUGAAAAGGAACAACUUGGCGUCUAGCGGCAGUCGCAGCGCGAGCCGCGGCGCGGGUGGCACGCUGCUGGUGCGCGCUCUGCACCGCGCGCGCGCUGACUCCUGGCACUCCACUCCCGUUCACUCCUUCUUACUGCAGUUGAUUCAACACGCGGGGUUCUGGUCGCGAGGCAGCGAGGAGGAAGGCGGUGCUAUCGAGUGGUGGCGGCUGGCGCCCGUGCGCGUGCUCGCCACCGCCACGCGCCUCGCCGCGCUCGACCAGCGACUCGCUACUGCACUCAUACCCGUCAUCAUAAGGGAACCAGACGACGAGGAAUUGUCUGAAAUAUCAACGAACUAUCUUAAGUCCAGCAUCGGCAAGACUAUUUCUUCAAAUGAUUUACCUAACCUGGCUGAUAAACUGUUAGCAAUGUAUAAAGAGACAACAGAAACUUUCGACACCCACUCACAUUACAAGUGGAACGCGUCACAUUUGAAGAAGCUAUGUGAAAAUGUCAAAUGGUACUCACCUGCUAACAUGGAACAACUUCUUAUGGCGAUCGGUGCAGAAGCCAACUUUAUAUUCAGGGAAAGGCUAGUAUCAGAUGAAGAGAAAACAUUAUUUGACUCGAUAUGCAGAAAACAUUUGAAAGUGAACAGUGAAACUAUGCAUUUCGCCUACAAACUUAGAGGAGACGGUGUUUAUUUAGAACACACCAAUUAUAACGAUUGGUAUCAAAGGACGGAGAAACUUAUCAAUCAAUGUCUGUCAGAACACGAGCAGAAUGUUUUCGGUGAAAGCGGAGCUGAGGUUUGUUCGGAGUUAUCCGUGUUAUGUCCGGCGAUAGCGCGAGCGAUCAAUGGUGGUCUAUUGGUUUGCGUUGGAUGCGCGGGCGUUGGUCGUCUAGCGGCUGCAUACAUCAUAGCUGCUGCGCUACCAGCCACGCUUUUCGUCAUUAAAAAUGAAGCGCAUUUCAACAAUGUCUUCAAAAACGCGUUGUCGUCCGCGGCGGAGGGCUCGCGCUCGCUUGUGCUAGUGGGAGCGGGGGGCGCGACGGGCGCGGGCACGCUGAGCGCGCUCGAAGCGCUGCGGCGCGCGCGCUCGCUCAGCGCGCUGCCCGCAAACUUGCUCCCCGCCAGCACCAACCGUGACUCCAACACUAUCAACAACAUAAAAUCAAACCUCGGAAUUGUAGUGUGCUUAGACAAAAGUCAAGAAAACCUCUCAGAGUUGAUGAACAAUUACCCACUGCUUUACAACGAUGGAAAUAUUGUGUGGAUAGAACGUUGGUCAGACGAGACCUUGCGUGCAAUGCCACGUCUGGUCGUGCAAAGGUUACUGAAAGAAAACGCUGUUGAGGUAUCGAAGGAACAACUAGAUUCGUUGCCUGUUAACGGUUUUGUAAAUAUACACAAAAGUAUAGGUGUGGAGUGGAAACGCGCCCCGUGUAGAUACGUUUGUUUUGUGAAGACGUACUACAAUAUUAUUAGCAGGAAGAAAACCGCGCUGUUGCAGAGACAAGUUAUGUUAUCGGCUGGUGUGGAAGCUCUGAGACGGGCGCGUACCGACGUAGCGCGCCUGCAGACGGAGGCGGCGCAGCAGGAAGUGGCUCUACGGGAGAAACAGGCUCAAGCCGCGCAUGCGCUACAACAGAUCAGCGCCACUGUCCGCUCCAACACCGAACAGAAGGAUGAGAUGCAAACGCUCAAGAGAAAUAUAGAGAUUGAGAACGAGAAGUUGCAGACGCAGAAAAAAGAAAUAGAAGCAGAAUUAGCUGCUGUUGAACCAGUAAUUGCUGCGGCACGAUCCGCAGUGGGCGAUAUACGACCAGAAUCGUUAAGCGAGGUCCGGUCGCUGAGAGCACCGCCGGAGGUGGUGCGGGACGUACUUGAAGGGGUACUGCGGCUCAUGGGCAUCGCUGACACUUCGUGGCAUUCUAUGAAGAACUUCUUAUCUAAGCGGGGUGUUAAGGAAGAUAUUAGGUGCAUGGAUGCUAGUCAGAUCAGCCCAUCGGCAUUAGCAAGCGUGCAGAAACUGCUGGAAACGCGUGGUUCAUCGUUCGAGGCGGCUACGGCCAAGCGAGCGAGUGCUGCGUGCGCGCCACUGGCGGCCUGGGUCCGCGCCAACCUGCACUACGCUGCAGCGCUGCAGCGGGUGCAGCCGCUGCAGACAUAUCAAGCGAAAUUGCACAAGAAUCUUAAGGAUGCCGAACAACAAAUGGCAGCACUGUCGACGGGUCUAGCUACGGUCGAGGAACGUGUGGCAGCUCUCGAGGCGCAGUUAGGACAACACACGAGGGAUGCGGCCGCGCUCGAGCUCAAGCUGACGAACGCUAAUAACACUAUCACGGCCGCCACCAGCCUGCUCGGACAACUGGCGCAUGAAUACACCACUUGGGAACAGGAUUUGGAAAACAUAUCAAUAGAAAUAUCACAAUUAACUCAGAGGUCCCUGCUCUCAGCGGCUUAUAUCGUAUACUUGCCCGAUAUAACAGAACCCCAAGCAAGGAAAUAUGUAAAACAAUGGAGCGCACUUAUAGAAUUUGAGGAUUCGUCGUUCUCAAUAAUAAAUUUCUUAUCUACAACUGAGAAGCAGCUAAAAUGGGAGGCCGAUGGUCUCCCUUCAGACAGUUCUGCUAUUAAAAAUGCUGUUUUAAUUGACCAGUAUUUGGAGACUCAUAAAUGCGGUUUUACUCCGUUGAUCGUGGAUCCCGACGGUGAAGGCUUAACUUGGCUAAAGAACACUCUCUCCGAGACCAAUUGUGACUUUGUAGCACAACGCAGUGAGAAGUUGAUGACUGCAAUUCAAUACGCCUCAAGAUUAUCUCGUACGCUGGUGAUCAGCGAGGUGGACGGUGGCGCGGAGUUCAGCGGCGCGGGCGCGCGGCUCGUGCUGCAGGCGCGCGCCGCGCCCCCCCUCGCGCCGCACGCGGCCGCCACGCUCUCACCGCUCUACUUUACGCACACGCUGCACGCGCUCACCGAUCAAUUGAUUCACUAUACAUUACAACAACAGAAUCCUGAAGUAGAUGCGAAAUCCAGAGAAAUCAAGCUUAAAAAGGCUACUCUACAGAAACAACAACAUGAAUUACAGGAGAACUUACUUCGCGAGCUUUCAAACAAGGGUGACAUUUUACAAGACGCGGGUUUCUUGGCCUCACUGAGCAAAACGCGUGCGACUAACGAAACCAUCGCAGAAGCGCUAGCGGAAGCGAGAGAAAUCGAGCGAGUUACUCGAGCGGCAUCCCAAGCGUUCCAACCGUCAGCGCAACACGCCGCGACACUAGCACUCGCCACCAAUGAGUUGGCCACCCGCUGGCCGCUCGCAGAAAUGCCUGUGGAUUUCGUGCAAGAUGCCUUUGUUGACGCUAUUAGGAAACAACCCGAUCAAGAUAAAAUAAAUAAUGAGGAGGUAACAAAAUAUUUAACAAGGAAAUUAGUUGAGAGGGUACUGUUAAGUCUACACAAAAAAGAUAAAUACAUCGUUGUUUUAUAUCUCCUGAAACAAGUCUAUGAUGAUCAGAUAACCAACGAGCUAUGGCAACAUUUUAUUGGUAACUACGACUUAGUGGAAGAUACCGUAAGUCUUAAAGAUAUAAAAAGCAAACACACCUGGCUACCGGAAGACUGCGCCAAGAAAAUUUUGAAACUUAAGAUUAUGAACGAAGACUUAUAUAACAGGAUGUCUCUAGACAAUGAAAGCUUUUGGACGGAGUUCCUUCGGUCAGGGGAUAUAAAUGUAAUAAGCAAAUUAAAAUUGAGCGCAUUUGAGGGUGUGGUAGUUGUAGCAUCGACACGGCCCGACAGCGCUUACAGAGCCAUCGCUGCUUUUGUGGACCAAAUGUUGGGCGCCGGCGUGAUGCAGGGAACGGAGCGCGUGGAGCGGGCGCUAGCGUGCGCGGCGCGGCGAAGUCGCGCGCCCCGCCCCGUGCUGCUGCUGGCGGCGCACGCGCACGACGCUCUCGCCGCAGCCGCCAGCGGCCGGCUACUCACACAUGUGGGUAUCGACGAAGGCACACAUGCGUGGGAAGCGGCGCUGGAAUCCUCUCGCAGCAGCGGAUGGCUCGCCAUAGUUGUGGGCGCUUCGCCAUUUACGCACCAUUUACAAACUUUCAUCACUUCAUACCUCGAAUCACCGGCUGAACAAUACAACCAUGAGUUUAGACUGUGGAUCCUGUCAGAAGAUCGCGAUAUACCAUCUCUCAUAUCAAAUGCUUGUGUCAAUGUCAUACUCGAGUCCCCGGAGGGUGUAAAGAACAAUGUGAUGGGUACUUUGUCAGCGUGGGGGAAUUAUUCAGCGGAUGUGAACUCGGUGCGAUUGCACGCUGCAUUGGCGCUGUUCCACGCGCUCGUGCAGGAACGACGCGCGUACAUCCCACAAGGCUGGUCGCGCUGGUACGCGUGGGAGUGGGGCGAGGCGCUGGCGGGGGCGCGCGCGCUGCGCGGCGGCGCGGGCGGGCGCCUGUGCGGCGCGCUAUACGCGGCGCGCCUGUGCGCGCCGGCCGACGGACGCAUCCUGGCCGCGCUGCAGCUCCGCUACCUCGCCGAGGGCGUGCUGGCGCCGCGCUGGAAGCCUGCCUGUCUGUCGCACCCCCUGCCCGCGUCCACUGACUUGCAGGAGUACGUAGUGGCGUUUGACAGUUUACCCAACAUUGACACACCAGCGCUUCUGUCUCUGCCGGCAAACUGUCGCAUUGCCUGGGAAAAAAAUACUGCCAAUGGCAUAAUUAGUACGCUAAAAGAGUUAAAUUCUACCGUCCGCGCCAACAACAAGAAUGACACCAUCACACCAUUAAAGUCUUUACUUUCCUUAUGGAAAAAGUUGAUGUCAGGAAGCCCGUUUAUAAAAGGAGAUUACCAAAGUGAAAAGUCGGGGUCGGGCUGGUGGUGGGCGGUGUGUGAGGGCGAGGCGCAGGACGUGGCGCGCGCCGCUCGCGCCGUGCACGUGUCGCUGGCCAGGGGCGCGCACGGACACCACCAGCCCAUACAUCAUGCGAGCGAAGAGUGGCAACUGUUGUGGAGCGGGCCGGCCGAGGCGGACGCAUACGUACGAGAGCUGGGCGAGCGAGCGCGGGCCGCGCUCUUUAGGAUCGACGUCACCAACAUGGCGCCCGACUACAUGCCCACAGAGAUAGACUUGCGCUCAUUCGUUCGCCCGUCGCGAGUAGUGUGGGCGCUCCGUGUACGUGCGGCUGCCAAACAUGGCUGUCCUAUACACGCGCUAGUGCUCUCAGUCAAGUGGGACUGUUCCGCGGAGGAGGGUGGUGAUGGUGUGGUGGUGGUGGGGCUGCGCGUGACGGGCGCAGAGUGGCGGGACGCGGCUCUGUCGCCCGCCGCUGCCACCGCCCCGCCGCACCUGCCCGCGCCGCCGCUGCGCCUGCGAUACGUUCCGCAGCAAAGUGAGAGCGCAGUGGUGUCCGAGAGUAGCGUGGAGGUGCCGGUGUACACGAGCGUGGCGCGCGCGGAGUUGGUUCUGAGCGCGCGCGCGCCGCUGGCGCCGCACUGGGACGCGCACAGCGCCGCGCUGCAUGCGCCCGCGCUCUUCCUCGCGCCCUACCACUAA
Arctia plantaginis is the source of this 8448-nucleotide messenger RNA. The record is from the annotation of a GenBank genome assembly. NCBI's taxonomy places the organism in Eukaryota, Metazoa, Arthropoda, Insecta, Lepidoptera, Erebidae.